AUGCGCCGUUAUCCGCUUCUUGUUGCGUUCUUGUUCUGCAUCUACCACGUUGCAUGGGUGGAAGCUGCCGAUGUCCACAAUUGGUCAUCGAUAUUUAACUACGAACCGUCAACUAACUGGGCCGUCCUUAUCGCUGGUUCUAAAACAUGGAAAAAUUAUCGACAUCAAGCGAAAGUUUUUCACACCUACCACGUCUUGCGUGCAAACAAAAUUCCAGCGGAGAAUAUAAUCACCUUCGCCUACGACGAUAUUGCAAGCAAUCCCAAAAAUCCGUUUCCAGGCCAAGUGUUCAAUGACUACGAGCACGAAGAUGUUUACAAAGGUGUGGUAAUUGACUACCGUAGAAAAGACGUCAAACCGGAUAUCUUGGCGAAAGUACUGAUAGGCGAUGCGAAGCUUGAAAAACAAGGGAAGAGGGUGUUGAAAAGCGGUCCUGGAGACAAUGUUUUCAUCUAUUACUCUGGCCAUGGUACGAUUGCAUAUAUUUCUUUCCCAAACGGAAAACUCAGCGCCACGAAGUUGAACGAUAUCCUCGUCAAAAUGCGUUCAAACAAAAAGUAUAACAAAUUGGUGUUUUAUAUGGAUGCUUGUUACUCUGGCUCUAUGUUCCACGAUAUUCUUCCUUCAUAUGUGGGAGCAAACACCAUUCCCAAGUGGAUGCCGUAUUUGCAAAAUAUGAGUGGAUCGUUUGUUAAAAGUACUCUUCCACGGAUCAAGCUAAAGGUAUAA
Molecule: messenger RNA, 729 nt
Organism: Opisthorchis viverrini
Lineage: Eukaryota; Metazoa; Platyhelminthes; Trematoda; Opisthorchiida; Opisthorchiidae
Exons: 7
Coding region: 1-729 (242 amino acids)
Biological process (GO): vacuolar protein processing
Molecular function (GO): cysteine-type endopeptidase activity
Source: RefSeq, a predicted model, not a curated record